Messenger RNA from Colias croceus (clouded yellow), 1946 nucleotides. Its product is annotated as sodium/potassium/calcium exchanger Nckx30C. Lineage: Eukaryota; Metazoa; Arthropoda; Insecta; Lepidoptera; Pieridae. The record is from RefSeq and is a predicted model, not a curated record. Gene Ontology annotation, molecular function: calcium channel activity; calcium, potassium:sodium antiporter activity. The transcript has 7 exons. Bases 36 to 1727 code for a protein of 563 amino acids. Gene Ontology annotation, cellular component: membrane. Gene Ontology annotation, biological process: intracellular calcium ion homeostasis; calcium ion transmembrane transport.
GUACACAGUGUGCUCGCAGCCCCCGGCAGCGCGGCAUGGGUGGCGCGCUGCUGCUAGCGCUGCUGGCGGCGGCGCGGGCCGGCGAGCCUAACGCGACCAACGUCACCGCCGACCCCGACCUCGAGGAGAAGACGCCGCUCUUCCCCACCGACCUCUUCACCGAGGAGCAGCGACGCUCCGGUGCCGUCAUCUUCCACGUGAUAGGCAUGGGUUACAUGUUCGUCGCCCUCGCGAUCGUCUGCGACGAGUUCUUCGUGCCGGCGCUCGACGUGAUCAUCGAGCGGCUCGCGAUCCGCGACGACGUCGCCGGCGCGACGUUCAUGGCCGCCGGCGGCUCCGCGCCCGAACUGUUCACCUCCAUCAUCGGCGUGUUCGUCUCGUUCGACGACGUCGGUAUCGGGACGAUCGUCGGCUCGGCCGUGUUCAACAUCCUGUUCGUGAUCGGUGCUUGCGCGCUCUUCUCGCGCACGACGCUCAGCCUGACGUGGUGGCCGCUGUUCCGCGACUGCACCUUCUACUCGAUCAGUCUGCUCGUGUUGAUAUACUGUUUCCGUGAUAGCGAAAUAUACUGGCAGGAAGCCCUGGUGCUGUUCUCCCUGUACGGGGCGUACGUGUUGUUCAUGCGAUGGAACCAGCCCGUCGAGAGGGCGCUCAAGAAGCUGAUAUACAAGAACAAGGUGACGAGAGUGAGGAGUACAGAUCAGCUGAUGCCCACGCACCAGACUGCCGCUCAGACAUUGCACGGCAACGCGACAACAUCGAGCGAGACGUCAGUCGGCACGAACACGGCGACGGUGGCGGCCGCGCCGGGAAGCAGUAAAGCGCCCACUGCUAAGUUCAGACAUGGAUUGCUGCAGCUCAUGAUCCACACGAUCGAUCCGAUGCACGACGGUGAGUUAGGUAAAGUAGACGAGAAAGCGACGCAACUGCACGCUAUCGCGUCUCUCAAAGUGCUGCUCGAAGCAACCAAGCCGACGGCUGGCGGCGCGGGCGCAGCGGCCGCGAAGAAUGCAGCUGCAACCGCCAAGGAGACCCCGCUCGAUCUGCCGAACGGGGGCUUGGCUGAUGUUCAGCUGGAUGUUAUAGAAGAGAUAGGAGACCUAGAGGACGACACGACGCCGUUGGACAUGUCAUGGCCCUCUGGUUUCCGCAAGCGAAUAACGUAUCUGUUAGUCGCGCCAAUUGUCUUCCCGUUAUGGAUGACCCUCCCGGACACGAGGACACCGAGAGGGAAGAAGUUUUUCCCCGUAACAUUUAUAGGUUCGAUAGUAUGGAUAGCGUUUUUCUCCUACCUCAUGGUGUGGUGGGCAAAUGUGGCGGGGGCAACCGCUUACGUGCCCCCAGAGGUCAUGGGGCUAACGUUGCUCGCUGCGGGCACUUCUGUGCCUGACCUUAUAACUUCUGUGAUCGUGGCCAGAAAGGGCUUCGGAGAUAUGGCCGUGUCCAGCUCUGUUGGGAGCAAUAUAUUCGACGUAACUGUAGGGCUGCCGCUACCAUGGCUCCUAUACGGUCUGAUCUACGGGGAGCCAGUCCAGGUGAACUCGAAAGGUAUGGUCUGCAGCAUCGUGCUGCUGUUCGCGAUGUUACUCUUCGUGAUCCUCAGUAUCGCCUGCUUCAGGUGGAAGAUGAACAAGGGACUCGGCUUCACGAUGUUCCUGCUGUACUUCGUCUUCGUCGCCGUCAGUUUGGGCCUCGAAUACGGCUACCUACAUUGUCCAAGCGAAUAGGACCGUUCCAGAAACAAGCGUACUUAUGACGUAGUGGAUAGAAUAAUACUUGUUUUGUAUUUUAGACGUUUUACUGUUUUACCACAAAUUUAGACACGGUUUAACUUUAAACGCGGGUUCUCUUUAAUCUGGUUUUGUCGUAUUUCACAUAGGGCCGAUUUUUCAAUCCUUGGUUAAAAUGUAUCCGUCUAAUAAAGUAUUACACGAACAUAUUAAAAU